This is a messenger RNA of Choloepus didactylus (southern two-toed sloth), 2211 nucleotides long. RefSeq names its product purinergic receptor P2X 2 (gene P2RX2). Lineage: Eukaryota; Metazoa; Chordata; Mammalia; Pilosa; Megalonychidae. Gene Ontology annotation, biological process: response to ATP; monoatomic cation transmembrane transport. Gene Ontology annotation, cellular component: nuclear inner membrane; plasma membrane. The transcript has 12 exons. The coding region runs from base 602 to 1843 and encodes 413 amino acids. The record is from RefSeq and is a predicted model, not a curated record. Gene Ontology annotation, molecular function: purinergic nucleotide receptor activity; ATP binding; extracellularly ATP-gated monoatomic cation channel activity.
CGACAUCCGGUGGCCGCAGGCAGGUGAGCGGCCCCGGAGCGAGGUUCCGCUCGCGGUGAGCGCGGCCCCCCGACCCGCCGCCACACCCCCGUCCAGCCGUGGAGAAGUGGCCACUCUGCUGAAAUUCUACGACGUCUACGUCUGCCUCCCAGCAACGGCGCGGGGGGGAGGUAACAAGUGUGGAAAACCAAACGCGGUGGUCGCCGAGCGAGGCACGGGGGGCGGGGAAGGACGCGGCUCCGCCCCGGGGCUCGUCCCGGUCCCUGCGCGGACGGCGCUGCCUCCACGGGCGGCCACCGCGCGGAGACUCCACGCAGCCGCCGGCCGCUCUGCGCCCCUCCCGGGCCCUAAGGCAAGCUCCCGCGCAGGGAGGAGGGGGCGCACCGCGCCCGGGCCCCCCCAGAGCCCGCCCCCCCCGGGGCUCACCCGGACCCCCUCCUCGCCCCGUCUCCGCCUCUCCCACGUUCCCCGCGCCGGGGCACGCCCAGGAGGUGGGGCCUCCGCCGGGCCCGCCCCCGCCCCCCACCCCGCGCUGAGCCGGGGUCCCGCGGCGCCGGGGAGCGCGGGGCACCGAGCGGGGCCGAAGGGCCACCCCGCGCCCAUGGCGGAGCCCACGUCUCCCCGCUGGGCGGCCGGGGCGCGGCGCCUGGCCCGGGGCUGCUGGUCGACGCUCUGGGACUACGAGACCUCCAAGGUGGUGGUGGUGAAGAACCGGCGCCUGGGCAUCGUCUACCGCGCCGUGCAGCUGCUCAUCCUGCUCUACUUCGUGUGGUACGUGUUCAUCGUGCAGAAAAGCUACCAGGACAGCGAGACAGGCCCGGAAAGCUCCGUCAUCACCAAGGUCAAAGGCAUCACCACGUCGGAGCACAAAGUGUGGGACGUGGAGGAGUACGUGAAGCCCCCCGAGGGGGGCAGCGUGUUCAGCAUCAUCACCAGAAUUGAGGUCACCCCCUUCCAGACCCUCGGAACCUGCCCUGAGAGCAUAAGGGUCAGCAACGCCACCUGCCACUCGGACGAUGACUGUGUGGCCGGGGAGCUGGACAUGCUGGGAAACGGGCUGCGGACGGGGCGCUGCGUACCCUACUACCACGGGGCCGCCAAGACAUGUGAGGUGUCCGGCUGGUGCCCCGUGGAAGACGGAGCCUCCGUCAGCCAAUUUCUGGGUAAAAUGGCCCCCAAUUUCACCAUCCUCAUCAAGAACAGCAUCCACUACCCUAAAUUCCAGUUCUCCAAGGGCAACAUUGCCGACAGGCCAGACAGCUACCUGAAGCACUGCACAUUCGAUGAGCGCUCGGACCCCUACUGCCCCAUCUUCAAGCUGGGCUUCAUCGUGGAGCAGGCUGGGGAGAACUUCACGGAGCUUGCCCAGAAGGGAGGAGUCAUUGGGGUCAUCAUCAACUGGAACUGUGACCUGGACCUGGCGGCCUCCAAGUGCAACCCCAAGUACUCCUUCCGGAGGCUCGACCCCAAGCAUGUCCUAGCCUCAUCCGGCUACAACUUCAGGUUUGCCAAGUACUACAAGGCAAAUGGCACCACCACUCGCACUCUCAUCAAAGCCUACGGGAUCCGCAUCGACGUCAUUGUGCACGGGCAGGCAGGGAAGUUCAGCCUGAUCCCCACCAUCAUCAACCUGGCCACGGCACUGACCUCCAUCGGGGUGGGCUCCUUCCUAUGUGACUGGAUCUUGCUCACCUUCAUGAACAAAAACAAGGUCUACAGCCACAAGAAGUUUGACAAGAUGGCAGCCGGCCCUGAGCAGAGUCCAGGACAAGGGCUUUCUGCCUCCGAGCCUCCCCACCAGGGCUCCGUGCCCACGGACCCCAAAGGCCUGGCCCAGCUCUGAGCCCCGUGCACCUGCCUGCCCAACACAUCAAGCUGCAGACCUGGUCUCGUGGGGUCUGGGGGAGCCUGGCCCACACACUCUCACAGCCUCACCUCUCCAUAAAGCCAGGAGCCCGAAGGACCCGCCAUGGAAGGGGGCAGUGCAGCUGAGAAGGGCUGCACUCCUGCCCUCACGCCCCCUUGCCCAUCCCAACCCCCCAACCUGGGUAGCCAGACUGGGGCAAGCUCCUGCCUGCCCCUUCCUCUCCCUGGCCCGCUUGGCCUCCAAGUCCCUCCUGCCUCCCCAGUGCUGGGUGUUUCAGCUGCCCUGCCUUCAGAACCCCAUUGCAGCCAAGAAGCCACAACAUGCUCAGAGUCCAAUAAACCCUG